AGUCGGCAACCAUUCGUCGAUCGGGAAACGCUCUCUCUCCUCUCUUUUCUCUGGGAUCCCUCCUUUCAAGGCCAGCAAGAGAAUCGCAGGGAGAAGAAAGGAGGAGGGAGAAAGAGGGGAGAGGAAAGGGCAAGGGAGGAGAGCGGGGAAGGAAGAAGCAGCGCGAGAAAGGGAAAUAAUAGAAGGGGGAAGGGAAAAGGAAAUUAGGGCAUAAUCCUGCACCGAUGGCCGGGAGCGUACCCCCGCCGGUGUCGGCAACCCUGCCGACGCAGAGCCCCAUCACGGCCACCCCCGCGGCCCGCGCCUUCUUCGGUCGGCUAUACGACGGCGUCCGCUCCGGCCUCUCGCAGCGCCGGCCCUGGCUGGAGCUCGUCGAUCGCAACCAGCUCGCCAAGCCAGAUUCCCUCGCUGAAGCAACCGCCCGUGUCCGCAAGAACUGGACCUACUUCCGCGUCAACUACCUCAUCCUCUUGUCCACCGUGCUUACCAUUUCCCUCGUUUCUCAUCCCGUCUCCCUCUUCGUCCUCAUCCUCCUCCUCUCCGGCUGGUUGUUCCUCUACCUGUUUAGAUCUGAGCCCCUUGUCCUCUUUAACCGCACCUUCUCCGAUCGCGAGGUCCUCGGCAUCAUGAUCCUUCUCACGAUCAUCGUCGUCUUCCUCACCUCUGUUGGAUCCCUCAUCAUUUCCGCCCUCAUGUUCGGUCUCGCCAUUGUCUGCGCCCAUGCUGCCUUCAGAGUACCGGAGGAUCUCUUCCUGGACGAGCAGGAGUCUGCCGGAGGGUUCCUCUCCUUCCUCGGUGGCGUUCCAAACCCAGCCUCCGUCGUUGCUGCACGUGUUUGAUCUGACGACUCGUAGUUCACGUAUUUCCGAUAGAAAAAGAAGAAGAUGAUUCAGAACGCGGGACUAGUAAUCUGCAGGGACUGAGUUUCGAUUCUUCCAUUGUAGAUCACGAAUACUUCCCUUUAGCUUUUGUGCGUUUCCAGAUGGAUCCAUUUUGUUCAUUGGUAGAUCUGAUCGGUGAUUCCUGUUUGACGAUCCUAGCUUUUAAGAUUCGGUUUGGAGGGGAAAAGUGUAGGCUGUUUUGCUUCAGCGUUUGAGUUUCUCCUUCAGUGUAUAAGAAUACUUCAGAUCUUGAUCAUCUGACAUGUUUUUUUCCUUUUCCAAGCUUUCUAAUGGAUAAAAAUGUGUUCAUGUAUCCGGAUCUGGAACAAUGUAUCUUGAUCUCCACCUGCAACGUCUCUUUAUCAUCCUUCAUUGCUAGACAUUGGAUGAAAGUUGUGUUUAAUGGAUUCGUAGUAUAUGUUUAUUGAUCCUGAGAUGGAUCCGUGAUUCA
Nymphaea colorata (pocket water lily) is the source of this 1332-nucleotide messenger RNA. RefSeq names its product PRA1 family protein B4. Gene Ontology annotation, biological process: vesicle-mediated transport. Gene Ontology annotation, cellular component: endoplasmic reticulum; Golgi apparatus. The transcript has a single exon. NCBI's taxonomy places the organism in Eukaryota, Viridiplantae, Streptophyta, Magnoliopsida, Nymphaeales, Nymphaeaceae. The coding region runs from base 225 to 839 and encodes 204 amino acids. The record is from RefSeq and is a predicted model, not a curated record.